CCUUAACACUUGUCAGUUGACAGCUGUUUUUAGAUUGAAAAUGUUUGCAGUACACAUGGAAUAUCUGACGUGGUUUUGGUGAUUUUACAUUCAAAUUAAAUUCGUUAUCGAGCUUUUUUGCUGACCAUUAAAACACACACAUUCGAUAAGCGCGCAAAAAUGAAGCUACCGCUUGUUCUAAUAGCAUUAGCGUGCUCUGUAGGAGUACCUUUUAUUCACGGUUUGGCUGUCAUGUCAGUUGAUUUAGGUUCGGAAUGGAUGAAAGUAGGUUACGUGUCACCCGGAGUACCCAUGGAGAUAGCCCUUAAUAAAGAAUCCAAGCGCAAAACGCCGGCCGUAUUAAGUUUCCGAGAUAACAUCAGGCUCUUCGGAGAAGAUGCCCAAACUAUAGGCGUCAGGUUUCCCAAACAAGCCUUCAUCUACUUACUAGAUUUAGUCGGUAAAAGCAAAGACCAUCCUUUAGUGAAGUUAUAUCAGGAACGUUUCCCUUACUACAACAUUGUGGAAGAUCCUGAACGCAAAACCUUACUAUUCAAAAUCGACGAUGAAACCUCGUAUAGCGUCGAAGAAUUACUAGCUCAGCUACUAGGCAAAGCUAAAGAGUUUGCGGAACUGGGCGCCCAUCAACCCAUUAAAGAAUGCGUUUUAACAGUCCCCGGUUUCUUCAAUCAAGUAGAACGAAGGGCCAUUAUUCAAGCGGCCGAACUAGCCGGUUUAAAGGUGCUGCAACUGAUCAACGACUACACAGCUGUAGCCCUAAACUACGGCAUAUUCAGAUCGAAAACCUUCAACGAAACGGCCCAAUACGUCAUGUUCUACGACAUGGGCGCUUCGUCGACAACCGCCACGCUGGUCAGCUACCAAACGGUCAAGACCAAAGACAAGCCGUACGUGGAAAUCAACCCGCAGGCCGCCGUCCUCGGCGUCGGCUUCGACCGAACGUUGGGCGGGCUGGAGAUGCAAAUCCGCCUGCGGAACUUCCUGGCGAAGAGCUUCAACGACAUGAAGAAGACGAAGAACGACGUGUUCGAGAACGACAGGGCCAUGGCGAAGCUGUUCAAGGAGGCCGGCCGAUUGAAGAACGUUCUGUCGGCGAACGCGGAGCACCCGGCCCAGGUCGAAGGGCUCCUCGACGAGAAGGAUUUCAAGUUGAUGGUGACGCGAGAGCAGUUCGAAGAGAUUAACAAAGAUUUGUUCGAGAGGGUUAGCAAGCCGAUCGAAAGAGCCCUGAAAGCCGCGCAUUUAACGAUGGAUUUGGUGGGUCAAGUGGUACUAGUAGGCGCCGGUACUAGAGUACCUAAAGUGCAGGAACAUUUAAAGAAAUUCGUCGGUCAAGAGCUGGCUAAGAGUCUAAAUACAGACGAGGCCGCUGCUAUGGGGGCUGUAUACAAAGCAGCUGAUUUAAGCACCGGUUUCAAAGUCGCCAAAUUCAUCACCAAAGACGCCGUUGUCUAUCCGAUGCAGGUGAAUUUCGAACGUGUCACCGACGAAGGUACGAAGCAAGUGAAACGCACCCUCUUCGGCCUCAUGAAUCCCUAUCCGCAGAAGAAGAUCAUCACGUUCAACAAGAACACCGUGGAUUUCGCGUUCACCGUCAACUACGCCGAUCUCGAGCAUCUCUCGCCCGAAGAACGCCAAUACCUGGGAUCGAGUAACAUAUCGGAGUACAAUCUGGUCGGAGUGGCCGAGGCGUUGGAGAAGAAUACCGGCGAAAACGCCGAAACCAAAGGCAUCAAAGCCCAUUUCGCCAUGGACGAUUCCGGCCUGUUGAAUUUCGUCAACGCCGAUUUGGUGGUCGAGAAGACUAUCCUGCCCGACGAGGAAGAAGGCACUUUGUCGAAGUUAGGAAGUACAUUCAGUAAGCUGUUCGGCGGCGAGGAAGAGAAGCCGGUCGAGGAGAAAACCAAAGAGGAACCCGCAGAGGACAAAAAGGAAGAAUCGACCGAAGAGAAGCCAUCGGAGGAGGAAAAACCGAGCGAAGAGAAAACCGAACCGAAAAAACCGGUAAACGAAACGUCGAAAAACGCCACGGACAAACCGAGCAAAGAGCUCAAACCGAAAAUCGUGACAAUCAAAGAGCCGAUCAAAACGAACGAAAUGCUGUUCAACGCCUACGCUUUGGACAAGAAACAGCUCGCCAAAUCUCUGGAGAAACUGGAGGCGCUGGACCGAGCGGAGAGGGAGAUGAACCGCAGGGCUUCGGCGCUGAAUAAUCUGGAAAGCUUCGUGGUCGAAAUACAAACUAAACUCGACGAAGACGAGUAUAAAGAAGCGGGAAGUCCGGAGGAGAUCGAGAAAAUCCGGGCGGCUUGUUCGUUGGUGUCGGAGUGGCUGUACGAGGAAGGGUCCGACGCGGAUGCGGAUACAUACGAAAAGAAACUCGACGAAUUGAACUUGCUCACAAAGGACCUGCUGGGCAGGGUGUUCGAACAUAAAGAGCGGCCCGAGGCUAUAAAAGCGCUCGAAUCGCUCCUCAAUCAUUCCUCGAACUUCCUGCUAGGUGCUAAGAACGUCACGAAGAGCGCCAAUCCCGAGAAGGACAUAUUUACCGACGUGGAAGUGGAAACGUUGGAGAAGCUUAUAAAAGACACGCAGGAGUGGAAGGACAAAUCCGCGAAAGAACAAGAAGCGAUGAAGAAGAGCGAACCCAUCAAGAUGACAAUAAAAUCCAUUAUGGACAAGAUGGCCGCUUUGGACAGGGAAGUCAAGUACAUGCUUAACAAGGCCAAGUUGUGGAAGCCCAAGAAGAUCGAAAAGCCGGUCAAAGAGGAAGCCAGCUCUAACACAACAGAAAAGACUGAGGGAAAAGAGGCCGAGAACGUUACGAAACCGGAGGCGGCCGCGGAACAGCCCGAACCCGCUGGAACCACCGAAAAACCUGAGAAAGAGGACGACAGCCAUCUAGAGCUGUAGUCGAUUAGUGAAAACGUUUUUAGGGUAUGAACAAUUCCUAGGUUUAAAAUGAAAUUACACCAAUUGAAUCGGAUUCGUGUAUGCAUUUUUUUUUAUUUAUUUAAAUUAUUUUUUUAAUUUAGAUAAUUUCCGAAAGCGUUAUUUGUUAAAGUGGUAUUUUUUAUGAAAAUUAUAUUGUGCGAUUGUCCUAAAGAGAAAAAAAAAACAUGUUAUUAUUAAUCAAUAAGUAAUAAAAACGCGAAUUUAAA
Molecule: messenger RNA, 3161 nt
Organism: Phyllotreta striolata
Lineage: Eukaryota; Metazoa; Arthropoda; Insecta; Coleoptera; Chrysomelidae
Source: the annotation of a GenBank genome assembly